GAAGCUUCCUUAGAGAGAAAAUAAACACAAGUGGUUGUCUGAGUUGUAAGAUGUGAAUCAGAAUUGCUUGAUUCCCUCCCUUCCCCUUCACUUUUUUUCUUUUCCUACUUAUCAAUCCUUUUGUCUCUUCCUUGUAAAGAGAAAAUCCUAUCUUUAUAUAAUAAUAAUGCCUAACUUUCUUUCUUUAAAAAUUCCACUACUUCCAUUAUAAUCAUUAUAUAUUUAGAUCAGAAAGCUUAAUACAAAGACAUUUUGUGGAAGAAAUAGGGAGAUCAAGAAGAAGAAGAAGAAGAAGAUGUCUGAUUGGGGGCCAGUUUUUGUUGCUGUGGUGCUGUUUAUACUGCUAACACCAGGGCUUCUGAUUCAGAUACCAGGAAAGAGUCGAUUUGUAGAGUUUGGAAACUUUCAGACCAGUGGAGUGUCCAUACUGGUUCAUUCUGUUCUCUACUUUGCUCUCAUUUGCAUCUUCUUAUUAGCUAUUGGAGUCCAUAUCUUUUCUGGGUUUUCUUCGGCAAUGGCGGACUGGGCACCAGUAGUGAUAGGAGUGGUUCUGUUCGUGCUUCUGCAACCGGGACUUCUGUUUCAGUUUCCGGGACACCACAAGCAGCUAGAGUUCGGGAGCAUGAAGACCAACGGUAAAGCCAUAGCAGUCCACACUCUCAUCUUCUUCGCUCUCUAUUGCAUUUUCAUCUUGGCCCUCCAUGUCCACAUCUACACCGGCUGAUCUCCAUCACCUUUAUUUAUCUUCUUUUUCAUCUGGGUAAUUUGUCUCUCUUUUUUUUUUUUUUUUUUUUUUUUGUUUAUCUAAAAUUAAUCAAAAUCUCUAUCUGGGUCGCUCUGUAAUUUUUUUUUUUCCCUUUCUUUUUGUUUUGGUUGAUAGAUGGGGGGUUGGUGCUUUUUUAAUUUCUUGGUACAAUCUUUGAAAUCAAAUCAAUUAUAAAAGCUUACUACAUCUUUGUUGA
This is a messenger RNA of Ziziphus jujuba (common jujube), 962 nucleotides long. RefSeq lists its product as uncharacterized. The record is from RefSeq and is a predicted model, not a curated record. NCBI's taxonomy places the organism in Eukaryota, Viridiplantae, Streptophyta, Magnoliopsida, Rosales, Rhamnaceae. The transcript is spliced from 3 exons. The coding region runs from base 296 to 724 and encodes 142 amino acids.